Molecule: messenger RNA, 2169 nt
Organism: Metopolophium dirhodum (rose-grain aphid)
Lineage: Eukaryota; Metazoa; Arthropoda; Insecta; Hemiptera; Aphididae
Product: zinc finger MYM-type protein 1-like
Exons: 4
Coding region: 1-2169 (722 amino acids)
Molecular function (GO): protein dimerization activity
Source: RefSeq, a predicted model, not a curated record
AUGCCACAAGAAAAUUUGUUGGACAUCAGCACAAAUUGUGGAAUUGAAGAAAAAUUAACUGAAGAAGCCAAUGGUUCAGCUGAGAGCCAGAGUGACAUUACGCCACAUGACAAUUUGUUGGACAUCAGCACAAAUUGUGGAAUUGAAGAAAAAUUAACUGAAGAUAAGAACUUCAACAGACACUUAACACUAGCAAUGUUUACUCGAUCUUUACCCAAUGGACAAAAAUGUAAUAGGAAAUGGCUUCUUUAUUCACCUAGUGAAGGAUCUGUAUAUUGUUUUGUUUGUAAAUUGUAUGGAAGCAAUCGAGAGAGUCCCUUUAUUUCUGGUGGUUUUGACAAAUGGAAAAAAUCUGAACGGAUUGGCGAACAUGAAAAUAGUCUUCAACACAGAAAUGCUACCAAUAAGUGGUUAUUAAGAUCUAAUACCAACAACUCAGUUAAUAAAGAAUUAUGUCGUCAAAUUUCUGCUGAAACGAAUUAUUGGUUUGAAGUAUUUAAGAGACUUGUAUCUGUCAUUACAUUUUUAUCGUCUAGAGGCCUUGCUUUUCGAGGAAAGGAAGAAAAGUUCAAUAGUCAACACAAUGGAAAUUAUCUGGGCCUAUUAGAACUUAUUUCAGAAUAUGAUCCUUUCUUAAAGGCUCAUAUUGAACAGUAUGGAAAUCAAGGAAAAGGCAACCCAUCAUACCUUUCAAAAACUGUUUAUUUGACAAAAGUUGAUCAAAUGGCCAUUAUUCUUCGUUACUGCACAUUAACAGGUGUGGAAGAAAGACUUUUAGGAUUAUUUCCCAUUAAAGACCAUCAAGGCCAAUCUAUGUACAAGGUAUUAGAUGACUUUCUUGAAAAAAGUGAAUUAGACAUUAUGAACAUUAGGGGUCAAUCUUAUGACAAUGCCUCAAACAUGAGUGGUCAAUUUAAAGGGCUUCAAGCUUAUGUCAAAAAUAAAAAUCCAUUAGCUGUGUUUAUACCUUGUACAGCUCAUUCGUUAAAUCUAGUUGGAGUAAAUAGUGUAAAUUGUUGUACUGAAGCUGUCAAUUUUUUUGAUUUUGUACAAAAAUUGUAUAACUUCUUUAGUGGGUCAACUCACAGGUGGAAUGUACUUAUUAACAUAUUGAAAAAAGAAGAAAAAAAUAGUGUCAAUGGAAAUUCUAGUCGACUUCUUACACUUAAAUCCUUAAGUGACACUAGGUGGUCUUGUCAUGCAGAAGCUUGUAAAGCAAUAGUUGUAAAUUAUGAACAAAUUUUGACUGCGUUAAAAAGUAUGUAUGAUGGCGAAGAAAAUAAUGUUACAACUUUAGAUGCUAAAUCGUUAUGGAAGAAAAUGGUAAAAAGAGAAACUGCAUAUAUGUCAUUACUUUGGAAUGACAUCAUGGAAAGAAGUAACAAAACGUCAACUAAAUUACAACAUUCAAACUGUGACACAAUGAAGGCGAUCAACUUAUUAAAAUCACUGAAGUGUUAUGUGUUAAGUUUACGGGACUCAAAUUCAAUUUACGAAGAAAAAAUACCUAAUCUUAGUCCUGAAAUUACCAUUUACUAUUCAGAUGAAAAGCAAAGAAAAAAAAUAAAAAAAUUCCCUGAUGGUAGCAUAAAUGAAGAAGUAUUAAAAGGAAAAAACAAAUUUCGUGUUCAGACACAUAUAUUUAUUAUUGAUAAAUUUGUGUCAGAAUUAAACAAAAGAAUUUCCGCUUAUGAAUAUAUUGGUGAUCAUUUUUUAUUUAUAACACACUUAACUCAAGAAUCUAAUGAAAAAAUUGAUUUGAGUGUCUCAACAUUUAUUUCAAAAUAUAAAAAUGAUGUAGAUAUUACUUUACCGAACGAACUUGUACAAUUUAAAGAAUACUGGAAGCUUUGUCAACCUUCUUUUGAUCCAGCUGACAUUUCCAAAUUAUUUUCCUGGUUUGGUAAUCAAUCACUCGAAGAGGUAUUUCCUUGUUUAUUUACUACUUUAAAAAUAUAUUUGACAAUUCCAGUAGCUAAUUGUUCUGCGGAAAGAGCUUUUUCUAAGUUAACUAGAAUUAAAAAUAAGUAUAGAACUAGUCAAACACAAGAAAACUUAAAUAUACAAAUGAUUUUAUAUUCUGAGAAUGAUUUGUUAAAAUCAUUAGACUUAAAUGAUGUACUAAAAGAGUUGGCUUCAAGUAAAGCCAGAAAAAAAAAAUUUAAUUAA